CGUUUUCGUCUGUUUCUGCUCCUGCUGGCAGCCCGAGCAAGUUCAACACGAAACAUUCUUUACGGAUUCGCGCACCCCUUCUCGAUUCGUCAGUGGGGUUGUGGUGAGGUACGAGAGCGGUAUCCCAUGAGCUUCAGGGCCCGGGGCCACCGGCAGGCCAGCUGAGAAGAAGAGACAAAGGGCGCGGACCAUCCUUGGACAUGCCCUGCCAGCAUACAGCGGACCAGCUCCAAUAAGAGGCCUGUUCACCUUUCCCCCCCCUGCCUCGUCAUGGACGGCGAAGACUCGGGCGGUGCUCAGGCUCCGUUGCGGGCCGGCGAGGAGGCCGACGUGCGCAGUCCCUACAUGUCCGAGGUGGACGCGGCCGUGGCCGGAUGGCUGAAAGCCCACGAGUGCGGUGCCCUGACCCCCGAAGUGUUGCGCGCGUUCUGGGCGACGCAUGUGCCUCCGCUGCUGAGCCCGCCGCUCAACUGCCGCCCCCUGCAGCUAGCCUAUGAUGAGGCUACGCUGCGCAGGACGCUACUGGACUCGCUCGAGAGGUUCGUUUGCGGGACUUCGGAUCCUCGGGGCUACUUCGAAGAGCUCCGUCGGAUGGAGUCGCCUCCAACGUUGUGUGGCCGGGUUUUCAAGUCUGGCGAGCCAACGUACUCCUGUCGAGACUGCGGUCUCGACCCUACCUGUGUCCUCUGUGUUGACUGCUUCAAGAGCAGUGAGCACAAGAACCACAAGUACAAGAUGAGCAUGAGCUGCGGUGGCGGCUACUGUGACUGUGGCGACGUUGAAGCGUGGCGCUCGUCCCCGUUUUGUGAGACUCAUGGUCGGGCCAUCAAGCAGCAGGAGGAGGUUCAGGAUGGUAGUGAACCCAACCCGCUGGACCGGCUCCCUCCGGACCUGGUGAGCCGCGUGGAGUUGGUGCUGCGGGCAGUGCUGCUCUAUUGCCACCAGAUGCUGACGUGGGGCAAGUCCACCGAGCUGCCGCCGGAUCUGGCCCAGUCAUCCGUGCCUCCCCAGCAGGAGACCUACGUCACCAUGCUGUUCAACGACGAGACGCACACCUACGAACAGGUUAUCCAGACCUUGAACAGGGCCAUCGAAUGCUCACACCGGGAGGCCAUAGAAUACGCAACCAUGGUAGACCGCGAGGGUCGCAGUGUGGUUCGAAGCUCAACUUUUCCGGAUUGCUUGCAGGUGAAGCAGACCAUCGAGAGGAUCACGUCGCGGCACGGCGGCCGUCCCCUGAGGGUUCUGGUGAUGCACUCAUCGGUUGUGGCACACCAGACGUUCGCAAUGCGGCUACUCGGCUGGCUACAGGGCUUCCUUGCGCAAUGCCAAGCGUUUCGCCUGAUUCUGAGUGACGUGAUGAUGGCGCCAACGCCCGUGGAAGGCUUUGCGCUGGUGCGCUGCAUCAUGCGCUCAGACGCGCAGCUCUGGAAGACGGCGCGUGCCCAGUGGCACCAGAUUCUCAUCGGAGGCAUGCUUAUGGACGGACGGUGCAAGCAGGACUUUGCCCGGGCAUUCACGCGCGACUACCCGGACCUGCUCAAGGAGUUUGUGGCCGAUGACCACGAGCACCCUGUCUCCAUCACAUCCCUGUCGGUGCAGAUCUUCACUGUGCCCACGCUUGCACACCUCCUCGUUGCCGAAGAAGACGCCAUUGCCGUCCUGCUCAGGGCGUUCCUGUCCGAGUGCGAGAAGCAUCGGAACCCUGAGGGCAGGCUGGCGUUCGAGCGAAACCAUGCCAACGUGGCCUUUCGGCGGGCUCAGUUUGUCCUGUACGACCUGCGCUACAUCCUGUCGGUGCCUCCUGACGUGUGGACCGACAAGCUGCGCAAAGGCUUCCUGUACGGAAUUUCGUCGCUGCUCAAUCUCCUCACCUGGAUGCAGGGAAUGGACUCUGUUGUUCGCCAGGUGGGACAGCAUGUUGAGUUUGAGGCCGAGUGGGAGACCGGCAUCAACAUCCAACUCAAGCUGGCGCCAGUCGUUGCCCUGGCCCUGGAGUGGUGCUCGCGUGACCGCGAGGUGGCCAUCAAGGCUUUGCGCAAGGCGCUCCGAGCCCUCGAAGGGGCCCAGGGUCACAUGACAGCCGUAGGGCGCGAGCUGGCCGACCACUCGGCCUCGUGCGUCGACUACGACGUCUCCACUGGCCCCGUCUCCAUCCACCUGCCCCUGUCGCGCUUUGUGGCGGGCCUGCUCCUUUGCCUGGACCGGUUUGGCCUCGGCUACGACUCUCACGAGUUCCAGUUCCGGGGCAAGCCGACACCCGAGCAGCUCAUGGAGCUCCCGCUGCGGACACAGGUGAUGGUGGCCCAGUUCCGGGCCGGGAUGUGGCGUCGCAACGGCUACUCUCUGCUCAACCAGAUUUACUUCUACCACAACGUGCGCCUCCGAAAUGAGACGUAUGACCGUGAUAUAACCCUCCUGCAGGCAGCCGCAGCGCUUCUGGAGAGCAACGAGUUCCUCAUCCACGUGCUCAACAAGUACGGGCUGCUGGCGUGGGCCUCCAACACGUACGACAGCACGCAGGAUGAGGCCAACGCCCAGCUGACUGUGACCAUCGCCGAGGAGUUCCUCGGCCUGAUACUGACGCUGGUGAGCGAGCGGAGCCUGCCUGGCGUGGGCGCGGUAACGGAGACAGACCGGCUGCAGCGCGAGGUGGUGCAGCUCCUCUGCGUGGAACCCCUGCCGCACAGCCAGCUGGUAAAGCUGCUGCCGCGCGGCAGCUCACCGGCCCGGGAGGCCCAGGUGGAGCAGGUGCUGCAGCGGGUGGCCCACUUCCGCAGGGACAACCGGGCCGCCGCGGUCACCUCGGCCACCUCUGCCGCAGACGCGUCAGCUUCGACCAGCCGGUACGAGCUGCGGCCCGAGUUCUACAGCGAGUUCAACCCCUUCUUCUACCACUACACGCGGGAGGAGCAGUCCAAGGCGGAGGAGGCCCAGCUGAGACGCCGGAAGCAGGCUGGACUGGAGCCGUGCUGUCCGCCGCCCAUUCCCCCGGAGUUUGCCCGCCCCUUUGCCAUGGUCGUCAACCUGCUCCAGUGCGACGUCAUGCUUCGGGUGAUGAACCUGGUGCUAGAGCGUUCAACCAGCCCAAGCACGGGCGCGUUCUCGGAGACCCAGCUGGAGAAGACGUUGCACCUGAUCGGGGUGGCGCUGCACGAGGAGCAGCGGCUGCGGGACAAGGGUCUCUCUAUGGCGGACUCCUUCUUCGCGUUCACCACCCGGGCCACACAGUCGGGGCUGGACGUCGCCCUUGAGAAGUGUGUCGCCUCGCCUCGCACGCCCAGCCAGAAGCCCCUGCUGGAUCACACUCUCCGGCACUUUAAACGGGUCCGUGACGGGCCGUCUGACACCUCUUCGACACCCAUGGAGGUGGAGGAUUCGUCCGGAGCCGGCACCAAGUCUGAAGGGGGCGGAGGCAGCAAUCGCAACGCGGCCGCGGCAGCCGCCCGACGGGCUCGCAUCAUGGCCCAGAUGUCGGCCAUGCAGAAAAACUUCAUCCGCGAGUACUCGGACCUGUUCAAGGAGGCCACCGAGGCGGAGGUGGCAUCGGCCGCGGCCCCUGAGGUGGUGCGGCACACGUGCAUCCUGUGCCGUGAAGACGAGGAGCUGUCGCUGAGCGGACGCACCCUGGUACUCUCCGUCCUCGUGCAGCAAUCCACCGUGCUCUCUAAGGAUCGGUCGCCGCUGCCGCCUCCCCCACAAUGCUCGGGCGGAGAGGACGAGGAUGAGUCAAAGAAGGAGUCUAAUCUCCAGUACGAGGAAGACCCCACCUGUGCCUACGGGGACCUGCACUGUGGUCCCCACGCCAGCACUUGUGGCCACGUCAUGCACGCUCGAUGCUGGCAGAAGUUUUUUGAGUCGGUCGUCACCAAGGAGAGACGGCGGCCAGCCAGGUAUGGCCGGCAUAUCAGCUUCAACGUAGAGAAACGAGAGUUCCUCUGUCCACUGUGCGAGUGCCUGAGCAACGCGGUGGUACCCCUGCUGCCACCGGUAUCUGCGCUUGUGCCCUCAGAGUGCCUUGAAAGGGCUGCCCAGGUUCAGGUCCUUGGCCCAGACCCAGGCUUUGAGGCGUGGCUGCGGGGUGCCCGCCUGGCCCUUGAGAAAGCCACCCUGCUGCGCCGGGAGGGUCCUUCCAGUGAGGACAAGAUGCACCCCCGCCUGCUGCCGCCUCCCCUCAAGGAAGUGCUGGACGCACUUCCGUCCGAAUUAGCCAGCCACCUGUCCCGCCUGUACGCCUGCUACAAGGAGCCCUCGCCCGCUAACGCAAGCGGCGGUGGCAACGGCGCAGAGGCGGCCAGUGGACUGCAGUUCCCCGGCACGCUGUCCGAAAUGCUCAAGCUUUUCUGCCAGGCCUGCUACAUGGUUGGCCUGGACGCGCACCCCAACGUGGACGACGACCGGGUGCCCGCACAGGUGUGGUGGUCGUGUGCCUACACCAUCCACGGGGCCGAGUGGUUGCUACGAGGCAAGCCCCUGCUGGGGGACCUGUCGGCCCGGCGCAGUCACUGCCUCGAGGCCCUCGUCCGCACCGCGGCUGCCUCGCUGCGCGUCUCGCCCCCUGAGGCUGUGGCCAGCCACUGCCUGCGCCUCAUGGGCAGGGUGUUUGCACUCUCCAGACCACCUGGUACAAGUCACAAUUCUAAGGACGUCAGUCCCACAACUCCGUCCCCCACUUCUAAGCCUUCCAUUGACAUGACGAUGACGCAGCAGCAGCAUUCCUAUAGCGAAUCUCCCGACAACCUGGUGACAUCGGUCGAUCGUUUGGAGCGCGGAAUCCUGGGCACGGCAGGCGUGUCGCUCUCUGAACCGAGCUUGCCUCCGUCCGGUGGCCAUCACUCUCAAGACGGCUUCCGGCGGCUCUGUGCUGGACAUAGAUGCGUUUGGACUGAUGGUGGCGUUGUGCCUGUCGGCGCCUUCAUUGUUUGCGAAUGCGGCACCCUUGCCACUAGGGGGUGCCCUGGAUGGUCACGUGCUGCGGCUAGUCCUUGCCCUUCAUCUAGUCCAGCAAUGAAAAGGGUGUAUUGUCUGGUGAUCCUUACGGUUGAGCCGCACGAAGAGAAGAUGGACACGGACUCAUCGUCGCCUGUCGAGGAGCAGAGCAAAUCGGAGUGUAACUCGAGGUUACUGGACUUCUGUAGCGAAGUGCUCACGGCUGCUGGAACGCCACCACAGAAUCCAUCGGCGCUAGGUGCUCCGUUUGUGGAGGCAGUGCACGAGGGCCUCCGGCCGUUCAUGCGGUGCAGCGCCAUUUUCUUGCACUUCCUGAGCAGCCGACCACCUCCCGACGCUCUGUGCGUCGCCGGUGGCGACACCUGGGGAGCGCUGUGCGAGUUUCUCUCGGUGCCGACUGACCUGUCCAGCAUCUUGGAGUCGCCCGUGCUUCGACAGCUGGCCAUAGGGUGGGCAUCACACCCGCGGGUGCGUGUGCAUCUGCGCUAUCCGAGGCUCGUGCGCCACCCAGUGCAGCCCAACCGGCUCGUGGAGCUGCCCAGCGACUUCAGCGAGCUCAUCAACGAGGCAUCCCUCUUCCGCUGCCCAAACUCUGAUGGGGAUGACUCGCGGUCGCCCACCCUGUGCCUCGUUUGCGGCCGCAUUCUCUGCUCGCAGAGCUACUGCUGCCAGGUGGAGAUGGGUGGUGACCGGCUAGGUGCCUGCAAUCUGCAUGCUACUGUUUGUGGCGGGGGAACGGGUCUGUUCCUCCGGGUGCGGGACUGCAAGGUGCUACUUCUGGUGGGGCGUACCAAAGGAUGCUACUUGCCACCCCCGUAUGUCGACGAGUAUGGCGAGACCGAUGCAGGCCUGAUGCGUGGCAACCCGUUGCACCUGUGCCCACGUCGUUACGAGCAGCUGCAACAGCUGUGGCUCUCUCACGGCAUACCCGAGCAGGUGGCACACGCACUGGAGCAGUCGACCGGUCUUUCGUCAACCAACUGGACACUCAUGUAAAGUGGCCAAGGCUGCGGCAACACCCUCUGCCCUUCGUGCCUCAGCUCGUCCCGAAUCGCGCAUACAAGGACGUGUAGUGUGCCUGCGAAUGGGAAGUGGGCCAGCGUGAGGAGGUACGCCACGUCGGAACUUAAUUCCAUCUGCCCGCAAUCGUGCUGCUGCACGGCACCUUGUUCAGUGUGUGGACGGAGGUGGUGAUUUUAUCACGUGCGGCACUUGAAUGUUCAUUGUGUGGCCACGUCAGGUGUACUUGUAUGGCUCAUCCGUGAUGACAUGCACUUGAAUGUCCGGUGCGUUGAGGCGCGGUGGUUUAGUACUCUUGGACGGUCAUUCGGCGGUCAGUGCCCCCAUGUGUCGGUGCUGAAUGAGUGCAGGCCGGAUGCCUGGCGAAAGACCUUGUAAGUCGCAAGCUCAGCGAGAGGUGCAAGGAGCAUCGACCACAGCACUUGAUGUUCCCUUCGUCCGAGUGGUGUGUUUAUAAUAAGACUCGCAAACCAAUAGCUUCUCCUGCCCUCCCCCUCUUUCCUGGGCCUUCCCAACCACGAGACUGAUGUUACGGAAAAUGUAAGCAGGCAUGUGUCUAGUGUGCCUGGCGGGAUAUUUUUAACGUUGUCGGGUCCCCAUUUUUUUUACGUUGUAGAAAUGCGCAUUUUUGUCCAAUCGACGGAAUGGCUACCCGCAAUGCGAAAGAGGCGCACACUGCCCCUGACGUGUGCAGCGCAAGGCUAGGCCCUUGUGCUGUUAAGGAAAAGGGGCACAGCUUUGCCCACAGUCGCGUUUCUCAUGUGGACGAUAAAGCGCACUUUCGCAAAUCUGAGCGAUCCAAGGGAGAAAGCUUUUACUGGCAGUGGUGCCUGCACUUAGUUAGCCAAGGAUGCUCAAGUGUUGACUUUUUUUUGACAAGUCUCGAGAGCCUCGCUGUCCAGGGAGGUCUAUGAAACUAACGAGUUUAGGCUAUUUCUGGCAUGACAUCGUGGCACCAGUUUGAAUGUGCCGAGUAUGGAGUUUGAGUAUGCUGAGUAGUACAGAGUGUUGCUGCAAGCUGCCGUGUGUCAGCCACGAGUUUGAACUCUCUGAACAGGAGAGUUGAUUUGUGCUUGCGCCAACGGGAGCUUGCCUCUAGUUUUCUUUUCUUGUGCUGCUUGGCAGUGACUGGAGGCAGCAGCUUAUGAAUGGGCAUCUGGUAGCGCAAAUGAGUCGCAGCAGAGGUAAAAGGCCAUGUGAGAGAAUUCACUUUGAACGCAUUUUCAGGGAAUGAUCUGGAAGAUGUGUUGUGUCACUUAUUUUAGUGGCUGCAGGUUAGCUUCGCUAAUGGAAUUUAAGGUGUCCUAGAAUGUGUCUUUUUUUCAUAUUGGGUCUGAUAGUUGGCCAAGAAUGGACGUUAGAGCAACCAGGGUCUGUAGUUUGCAUCUUUGCGUUAAUCUUUAUUUCUGCCGGCAGGCAAGCUGAUGUAUACUUCCCGUAUUCUCGAGAUUCGUAACAUUGACCAAUUGCUUAUAGAGUGCAGUAUUCCAGUGGUGUAUCCAUUAGUAGUUCGGUUGCAUCGAUUUAAUUUCAGUGGGAGUCAAUGACUUGUAGGGAGUUUUUGAGCAAUUCACUGUUAUCGCAGUCAUCUAAAUAUGGCAGGCAAAUAUCAAUCGUCACACCUUUGUUGUAUGAUUUGGCGGAAACGUUAUAGCUUUUAGAGUGCUGUUUUAUAGCCAAUCCUCCACUGCAUUAAAUUUCGUGUCUCAUUGAUUAACGUCAAGGGCGCAAUGACCAUACUACAGACUAAACUUCGUGAUGAUAUCGGAUAUGCAAAAUAUUUGCUUACUACGCAUGCGGUUAAAACGCACUGCAAGGCAGGUAUGGCACAUAGCAGUUUACCGAUGUGCCAUGUAGUAUCCUUAGCAUCUGCACGUAUUGAUGUGUGGUACAUAGAAAUGAUCUGUAAUGUGUGUCCAGACUCGCAUAUUUGUGCUGGUUGAAGUAGUGUGGCGCACUUAUGUAAUAAGUUUUCUAAUUUGCUCAAAUGGAUGCUUGUUUUAAGUUUGUUUUGAGGAUGUACUAUACAUAUUUUUAAGUAUUUUCGAACUUAAAGGUUUACGAGUGAUUUUUAUCAUGCCAAGACAAACUGCCGGUGCUCACAAUCUGUGCAAUCCCUUUUGAUUUUGAUCUUAAAUGCUCAAGUUUACUUUUUUGUUACAGAGAUUUGGGAUAAUUAGUAAUUGGGGAGCGUAAAAAAAAUAGGGACUUGGAGAAUGCUAGGAGGGAGUUUCAUGCUGAGGUAGGAGAAUGCUAACUACCGGUCACUCAAAAGAAUGCGAGUGGAGUACGGGACUUUGUCUGUCUGACUGAAUUAUUUCUGUAUCUUCUUAUGGCUGAAAACAGUGAAAAGAAAGCACAAAACUACGUGGCAGGAGCACAACUGAAUUUAGUAUUUCUAAGGAAUGCAAUCCCACUGGGGGAAACUAUUUGCAGGCUAUCCAUUUCAGACUGUUUUUUGCCUUUUCUCUCUUUUUCUUAAUACGUGAAAGUGCAGAAUCGGGUAUACGAAAGCUUUUUGCAGGCUUGCUCUAAUAAGGGAUCUUAUGAAUUGUUUGAAACAUUGACAUGGCAGAACAGAUCUCUCGAAUGCAUACGCUUUUACCCUGCAACGCGAAAUUUCGUUUCGCAUCGCUUAGUUUAGGCUUUGCCCAAGAAUGAUCGGUUUAAACAAGCAUUUCAGCAGUGCUUUAAAAGGCCUUUGCGCAAGUUUGUCUGCAGUCUAAAAUGCUGCUCCUUCAUUUCCAGGCGGUUGACUUCCUAUUCUUUCCACGUGUUAUGUUGAAAAAGCGACACGUUUCCAGCUUCUGUGCUCUAACGCUGUGCCCACCAAAAAAAUCAUUGGCUUAAGUACUGUGAUUCUUUACAAGAGGGUUCCAUUACUGAGACACAAGUUCAGAGAGCGUAUCCUAUUCGUAAUGGAUCCCAAAUUUUUAUCAUAUUCAUAUGAAUACUCAGGCAGCUGCUGAUGUAAGCUUGCAUUUCUGGUAUGUGAGGAGCUUUCAGAGUCAGGUUGAUAUUGGAAGUCACAACAUACAUUUCUUUCAGAAGGCCCACUCGCUCACCUUACUUGAAUAGCUGCGGUCCAUUUUCCUCAAUGCCACUUUCGAGAUGUCAGACGACUCCCAUAUAGAUAGAGACAGUGUUCAUAUCAAAGGGUUCUUUCCUCAUCACUGUUCAAACUUCUGCCAGAGCUGCGAAUUCUCCAGAAUAUGCAUAUGAGAGGGAGGCUUUGUGGGUGUUCAGAAAACAUAGGCUGCUGUGGACAGGCUUGAGGGGGGCGGAGGAGGAGGGUGCAGGAGGUGGCUCAUUUUCUAAAUUCUUUGCGUGCCUUGCGGGAGGUUGGGCCACACUUCGCCGUCAACGUGCGUUCUUGUGAUCACCGUUUGUGAGGAUGCUACUUGUGUUUUUUUCUGUGUCCGAGACGAUGCGAGUGACAAAUUUGGUUGCAUUUAAUAAAAGAAUGCUAUGUUUGGGACUGUUCUUUCUUUA
Messenger RNA from Rhipicephalus microplus (southern cattle tick), 9462 nucleotides. It is a transcript of the gene Ubr1, whose product is annotated as Ubr1 ubiquitin ligase. Gene Ontology annotation, cellular component: cytoplasm; ubiquitin ligase complex. Gene Ontology annotation, molecular function: zinc ion binding; ubiquitin protein ligase activity. The record is from RefSeq and is a predicted model, not a curated record. Lineage: Eukaryota; Metazoa; Arthropoda; Arachnida; Ixodida; Ixodidae. Gene Ontology annotation, biological process: ubiquitin-dependent protein catabolic process via the N-end rule pathway; protein ubiquitination.